Molecule: messenger RNA, 1383 nt
Organism: Scomber japonicus (chub mackerel)
Lineage: Eukaryota; Metazoa; Chordata; Actinopteri; Scombriformes; Scombridae
Gene: ak8
Product: adenylate kinase 8
Exons: 15
Coding region: 1-1383 (460 amino acids)
Biological process (GO): nucleoside triphosphate biosynthetic process
Cellular component (GO): cytoplasm
Molecular function (GO): AMP kinase activity; nucleoside diphosphate kinase activity; ATP binding
Source: RefSeq, a predicted model, not a curated record
AUGGAUGAGACAGUGAAGCCGCUCAGGAUUCCUCCUCAGAUCUCCGUCUACGCUGACAAACACAACGUGCUGCACCUGGUUCAGAGCAUGGUGUCCAGUCUGGUGAUUGAUCAGCCUGAUGAUCCGAUGUCCUACCUGAUCACUCUGCUGCAGAGAACCAGCAUGAACAGUCCUCGGGUCAUUCUGAUUGGUCCUCCGUCUGUAGGGAAACACACUGUGGCCAAACAGCUGAGCUCAGAGCUGAGAGCUGUUCAUGUGUCUCUGGACAGUUUACUGCUGGACCAAUCAGAGCUCAGCGCAGAGGAGCCUCCUGAUGAGCUGCUGGUCCGUCUGGUCCAACAGAGACUGAAGGAGAUCGACUGCUUCAACAGAGGCUGGGUGUUGGAGGGGUUCCCUCAGACUCGUCUGCAGGCUCUGAGUUUGCAGCAGGUUGGAGUUAUCCCCGAACACGUUGUCAUAUUGGAGGCUCCUGAUGAUGUGUUGUUGGAGAGGAGUCAGGGGAAGCUGGUGGAUCCGCUGACAGGAAACGUGUACCAUCAGACGUUCCUCUGGCCGUCCGAUGCCGCCGUAGCCGAGCGUCUGGAGGAGGGGCGGGGCCAGUCAGAGGGGCAGCGAUUGGCUGAGCUGCAGCGUUAUCGCUGUGAGGUCACAGGUCUGAGCUCCACCUAUCAGCACGCUCUGAAGAAGAUCAGCGGAGACCAACCAGCAACCGACGUCUACCAGCAAGUGCUGGCUUUCGUCCAGACCCGUUACCGCUCCAGAACUCCCAGAAUCCUCCUCUUGGGUCCGCCGGGUUCGGGGAAGAGUCAUCAAGCCAAACUGCUGUCAGAGAAAUACAAGAUGGUGGACGUGUGCUGCGGUCAGCUGCUCAGGUCUGUAGCUGCUGACGGUUCAACUCUGGGAGAAGAGAUUCAGUCGUACCUGGAUAGUGGACGGCCAGUUCCAGACACUCUGGUGCUGCAGGUUCUUGGGGAGCGUCUGAGUCGAGUGGACUGCAGCUGUAGAGGCUGGAUCCUGCACGGCUUCCCCUGCGACCUGCAGCAAGCCAAGAGCCUGCAGGAGUCUCAGCAGCAGCCCAACAGAGUUUACUUCCUGGAGUUGACAGAUGAUGUUUGUCUGGAGAGAAUCAGUCUGAGAGCCACAGAUCCCGUCAGUGGAGAGAGGUUCCACGCCGUGACCCGACCGGCUCCGAACUACGAGGUCCAGACCAGACUGGAGACCAGACCCGAGGACAGCACACACACUGUGACACGCACGCUGAAUCAAUACAGGACACACACAGAGCCUCUGCAGUCCUUGUAUCCAGAUGCAGUCCACAUCGAUGCAGAUCAGGAUCCUCACUCUGUGUUUGAGGCUCUGGAGAGCCGACUGACGGCUGACUGA